AUGUGGCGAGUGGGUCAUGGCAAAAGUAUUAAAGCUUGGGAAGAUAAAUGGAUUCCAUCUUCUGGUCCUAUGGUGUUUCGUAAUGAGGUGGCAUGGGAGUUGAAUAUCACUCAAGUGUUGGAUCUUCUUGAAGAGAAUGGAGGUCGAUGGAAAAGAAAUAUGGUUGAGUUGUUGUGCUGGCCUCCUACUGCUACAACAAUACUGUCUAUUCCCCUACCUAUGCAACCGCGGGAGGAUUGUUUCUUUUGGCUGGAGACUAUUAAUGGGUGUUAUAGUGUGAAAACUGGGUAUUAUUUUAUCAGGAAGAAGCAAAUGGAGGAGAAUGCAUCAACCUCAUCAACACCUUCUCUUUCUCAUGCGCAGUGGACAAAGCUAUGGAAGGCUGAAGUUGUUCCCCGCUGCCGAGAGACGGUUUGGCGCGCUUGUCUUGGCCUGUUACCGGUGAAGGACGUGCUUCACUGUCGGGGAGUGGUGCAAGACCCGUGUUGUCCAUGUUGCCCAGGGGUUCCAGAAACUAUCCACCACGCGUUGUUCUUUUGCCCGAUUGCUAAGCUGGUUUUAUUUGGAUCUCCAUUGGCCAUCCGUGUGGAUGUGGAGUGCUCUGUGCAACAAUUCUUGUCUCACUUCCUUGCUGCGGCGAAUCUUGAGGUGGCGGGCAUUCUUUUCACGCUGUUCUAUGCUUUAUGGCAGGUUCACAACGAGCUGGUAUACAAUGGGAGGGAAGCGAUAGUGGCCCAGGUGUUGCAGCGCGCUGUUGCGCUCCCUCCAUCGUUAGUUUUGCAGCAAGAUGCUCCUCCGGCUGGUCGCAAUCUACAGUCCUCAUGGCGGAAACCAGUUGCUGGUCUAUUCAAGGUAAAUUUUGAUGCUUCAAUGAAGGAUUCUCAUGAUGCAGGUCUGGGUUUUAUAGCCCGCAACAGCCAUGGAGAAGUUUUAGCAGCGGCAACCAUGGUGACUGGCCCAGUUCAGAACCCGGUGUUAGCGGAGGCUUUGGCGUUCCGGUGGGCUCUUGGAUUGGCGGCUGAGCUUGGCCUCCAGAGGGUAUGGUUCGAGUCUGAUUUUCUAGCUCUCGUGCAGGCUUGGGAGCGACAUGAUAGCGGUUUCUCGCAUUUGUACACUGUUGUCCGUGAUUGUCGUUUAUUGUUGUCUAACUUUGAUGCUUUUGAGUUCAGUUUUGUGCGUCGUACUGGUAAUUGUGCCGCUGACGCGUUGGCUCGUUUAGCUUUUCAUUUUGGUUGUAUAGUUUGGAUUGAAGAGGAUCCUUUGGAGGUUUCCUCUAUCAUCCAGGAUGAUGUUAUUGCCUCUAUGGCUUCUUCUUAA
Molecule: messenger RNA, 1317 nt
Organism: Lotus japonicus
Lineage: Eukaryota; Viridiplantae; Streptophyta; Magnoliopsida; Fabales; Fabaceae
Exons: 1
Coding region: 1-1317 (438 amino acids)
Molecular function (GO): RNA-DNA hybrid ribonuclease activity; nucleic acid binding
Source: RefSeq, a predicted model, not a curated record